Molecule: messenger RNA, 570 nt
Organism: Ciona intestinalis (vase tunicate)
Lineage: Eukaryota; Metazoa; Chordata; Ascidiacea; Phlebobranchia; Cionidae
Source: RefSeq, a predicted model, not a curated record
CGUAAUAUUUGAGUAUAGUAUAGAGUUAUGACACCCUCGGCUGGGUCCAAGCUCUCUCCUUUGUCUGUUAGAAAAAUAGCACAGAUCGACGUUCCCUCCAAGGCGCUGGGCACUUCCUUUGUGUAUUACCCCGCCUGUAAGCUAGAAGUUCCUCCUGUUUUAAAAGUUGAGUGUGUAGUUUGCUUGAUUAAUAAAUCGAUGGCGUCCAACACCAAAGCCUUCGAAGAUAGUAGCAAGCAUAAUAACACCGCAAGUUGCUCUUCCUCUUCCGAAUAUGGUUCUACUGACGAUCCUGCGGCCAGUGAUGCCACCGUUUCUGGGCACGAUCGUACGGACAGUACACCUUCAUUAGAUGUUAAUUUGAGACAGACAUUUGAGAAUAAUGACUGUACUAACUCUACACCCUUAAGGCAUCUUGGGAGUAUACCUCCAACAGAUGUUCAAUAUCAUGAUGUACGUCCUGUGAAUCUGCAAUUGAAAGGCGGUUCGACCACAAUUGUUACUUUGCGAAUAACCAAUGGUGAACGCGUCUAUGUAAACAAAACUCUUGGAUUCAGUAUAGAACCCAUA